Messenger RNA from Camelina sativa (false flax), 1633 nucleotides. The record is from RefSeq and is a predicted model, not a curated record. NCBI's taxonomy places the organism in Eukaryota, Viridiplantae, Streptophyta, Magnoliopsida, Brassicales, Brassicaceae.
CUCCGGUUGUUUCGCCGCAUUGGCAUUUUUUUUCUUUCCGAAAUCGGACAAAGCUCUGACCAGUGACCACUGCUCCGUUAUUACCAAAAAUAGAAGCUUAAAAGUUCCCAUUUUUUUCUUCUCAUCUUCAACUUUCAACUUCACUAAUAAGUAUUGAGGAUAAGUAUAGUGUAAGCUUUUAAAAAAAAAAAGAGUUGUAAUUUUCAGUUGUGUAAUUGGUGAUUACCUUCUUUUCCAAGCUUAAUUUUUUCGAUUCGAGUUAGGUAUUGCAAAUCUCUACUUUUUGUCCUCACAUUAAUCUCCGGUGAGUGAAAUCUGAGAUUUGCUACUCUUUUCUCGACCAAAUCUGUAAAUUUUCUUCUUUUGUCAGCUUUCUCAAUCUGGCUACUGCAAAUUUCCUACUAAUUCGUACUCAAGAACCUUUGAAACUCGCCUAGAUCUCCAGAGUUUGCUUAGCUUUAUCAAAUCCUUGGUUCUCGAGCUUAUCUUCAAGUUUGGAUAAAGUGGUUCUUUAGAGAUCUCUGUUUGUUCAGAUGCGUUAAAAAGUGUUUUCUUUUGAGAUUUUUUUAAAAUGAUGGAGAGAAAACGAGAAAUGGGGAUUGCUCAUUUCGCGCGUAGGAUCAAACAGCCAAGAGGGAUUUGGGUAAAGAUGGCGUUUGUAGUUCUUUUAGGUCUCUGCUUCGUCUUCUUCUGGUCCUUCUUAUCUUCCUCUGCUUCAACCUUCAAUGUUCAGAGAGAGAGCUUCGACGACAUAGCUGAACCGGUGUCAGCUCGCACUAAGUCAGCUCACCAGGUAUCUGAACCUAGCAAAUUACACGAGAGAGGUAAAGUUGAACCUGGUUUGAAAUCAAAAGAAGGGAAAAAAGUUGGUGGGUCUGUUCAUAAACAUGAAACCAAGAAAAAGAAAGAGCAUGCUGUGUCUCAUCUACAUAAGAAGAAGGAUUUGCCGAAGCCUGUGGGAGUAGAAGAAGUUGUUGUUAAGGAGGAUCAAGAACAUGGAGAGGCGGAAUCUGAUGAUUCUGAGUCUACUAAGGAAGAUGGAGAAGAAGUAACUGAGUCUGAUGGCAGUGAAGGAGAAUCUGAUGGAAAUGCGGAUGAUUCAAGUGCUUCAGUUGAUGAAGAAGUGGAAGAGAAGAAUGAGGAAGUAACCGUUAACGAGAUAAGUAAAAAGAGGAAGAGGAAAGGUCCGGUUUUUGAUCCUAAAGCUGAGUAUAUCUGGAGAUUGUGUAACACUAGGAGCAAGCACAAUUACAUGCCAUGUAUUGAUAACGAUGGUUUAAUAGGGAGGCUUCAGAGUUAUAGACAUAGAGAGAGGAGUUGUCCCAAGAAACCAGUUAUGUGUCUUGUUCCUCUACCACAUGAUGGCUAUGAUCCUCCUGUUUCAUGGCCUGAGAGCAAAUCUAAGAUAGUGUAUAAGAACGUGGCGCAUCCAAAGUUGGCUGCGUAUAUUAAGAAGCAUAAUUGGGUGAAUGACUCGGGUGAAUACCUAACUUUUCCACAGAACCAGACUGCGUUCAACGGAAAUGUUCUACAGUACCUUGAAUUCAUUCAAGAGGUGAGUAUCAUUUAUCUCCAGAGUUUGCUUAGCUUUAUCAAAUCCUUGGUUCUCGAGCUUAUCUUCAAGUUUGGAUAA